Aspergillus bombycis is the source of this 906-nucleotide messenger RNA. Its product is annotated as inositol monophosphatase family protein. Gene Ontology annotation, molecular function: inositol monophosphate 1-phosphatase activity. Lineage: Eukaryota; Fungi; Ascomycota; Eurotiomycetes; Eurotiales; Aspergillaceae. Gene Ontology annotation, biological process: signal transduction; inositol metabolic process; phosphatidylinositol phosphate biosynthetic process. The record is from RefSeq and is a predicted model, not a curated record. The transcript is spliced from 3 exons. The coding region runs from base 1 to 906 and encodes 301 amino acids.
AUGAGACCAGAAACAAGAACAGCCCCUAGUGGCUUGCCCAACCUGAAUCAUAUCCAUGAUUACCUUAUUGAGAUAGCAUACAAAGCUGGAGAAAUCAUCAUGGGUGCUCUCCCCACUACGGAUGGCAUUGGAUCGAAGAAGAAUAGUGCGGAUCUUGUCACUCAAUAUGACCGUGCGGUUGAAGAAAUGAUAUCUACAGCGCUGAAGGAGAAGUACCCAGAUUAUCUGUUCCAUGGAGAAGAGACAUAUGACCCAGGUCAUCCCUUGACCACCGCCCCCACUUUUGUGAUUGACCCCAUCGAUGGGACAAUUAAUUUCGUGCAUGGCUUCCCCCAUGCAUGUGUAUCUCUUGGGUUCGCCGUUGACCGGGUUCCCGUGGUUGGUGUCGUAUACAACCCAUUCGAUAAGACCCUUUAUUCUGCCAUUUGUGGCCAAGGGGCGUUCCUGAACCGUAGUGUCAAGCUUCCACUCAAGGGAAUAGACCUCGAGCCACUGCAAAGCCUGCAGAACUCUCUUAUCGGUGUUGAAUGGGGAUCUGAUAGAAAGGGGAGGAAUUGGGAAACAAAGGUACGAACCUUGGAGAAGCUCGGCCAAUCCAAAGAUGAGGGCGGUGCAAUGGUUCGUUCGAUGCGUAGCAUGGGUUCGGCUGCACUCAAUCUUUGUGCGGUAGCCGCUGGCACUCUUGACUUGUACUGGGAAGGCGGUUGUUGGGCGUGGGAUGUGUGUGCUGGCUGGGUUAUCCUCACCGAGGCCGGUGGUAUCAUGGUUGACGGUAAUCCCGGCGGGUGGCAGGCCACCAUAGACGGAAGAGUCUACCUUGCUGUCAGAGCUUCUCCAAGCCAGAUUGGUCAAAGGGAGCUUGUUGAGGAAUUCUGGGGAAAUGUUCAAGGGAGGCUUGAGUAUUGA